Messenger RNA from Meloidogyne enterolobii, 692 nucleotides. The record is from the annotation of a GenBank genome assembly. NCBI's taxonomy places the organism in Eukaryota, Metazoa, Nematoda, Chromadorea, Rhabditida, Meloidogynidae.
UUUUUGAAGAUAUGUUCAACGUAUUUUUCUCGUUAGCUAAAGAUGGAGGGAAUGGGACAACAAUACCUAACGGUCCAAUAACCAACAAUAAAGAACAAUUAACAAAUACUGUAUACAAAGAAUAUAGAGCUACAUCUCGCUUAUCCGAACCUUAUAAACGUCUUCGAAACGCAAUAAAAAGAAUGGAGGAGGAAUAUUCAAAAUCUAAACAGCAUAAUUUAAUUAUGAGAUAUAUGAGGAUGCAAAAAAUGAUUUAUGAACUUGUACAAGUUGAAAGAGAAUAUUGGUUAAUGGUUGAUAUACCUCCCCAAGCUAUUUCCGAAACUCCACAGGAAUAUGCUAUUAGGGUUGCCAAUUUGCUCGAUGAACAAUAUGGGCGAAACGAAACUUCUCCCAAGCCUGGUGGGGCAAUUGCACAACUUCUCGGAACAACAAUGUGUAUUGCUGAACGCGCAAAGGGCUCUACUUUAUUAAAUACUUUAAGAAUGAAAUCAAUGGAAGAUUUACGCAACUUGAUGGGUCAACUUAGCACAGAACUUUACCGUCUCAUUCAUAAAUAUUUGGCAUUGAGAACGGCAGUAAAGGACCUUUCUAGAGCAUAUCAACAUACUCGCUAUUAUCCUUUAGUUCCGAGAUAUAAUUUGGUAAAGAAAAAAUUUUUUAUUAAAAAAAUUUCAAAAAAAUUUUUUUGA